Messenger RNA from Ilex paraguariensis (yerba mate), 1899 nucleotides. The record is from the annotation of a GenBank genome assembly. NCBI's taxonomy places the organism in Eukaryota, Viridiplantae, Streptophyta, Magnoliopsida, Aquifoliales, Aquifoliaceae.
AUGGAUGCCACAACGAGCAGAACCCCAACCAUUCAGUACCAUAACAUUGUUGACGAACCGAUUGCUGCUCUUGUCACCUCCGCUGUACCUACAUUUCAACGACAACAACGACAUUGCUUUGGGGAUGCAAGUCCUGGGGAAUUUCCAUUGUCUGCCAACCCCUCUAUCGUUCUUCAUGUCCUUACUGCUUGUAAUUUGGAUCCUCGAGAUCUCGCGAAACUAGAGGCAAGUACCGUGUUUCUUUCCAUUUCAAUAAUGAAGCUCUUUAUUGACGAUAGAAUUGAUAAUGCUGCUCCUGCAAACUUUGCCCCUGAUUAUGAGCUGUCUUUAUCAGAGCUCGCGGCUCUGGAUAUGUGCCAAAAAAGGGCAAUAUUUAAGCCCAUGACGGAAGGAGAACGCCAAGAUUUGAAACAAAGAUGUGGGCGCUCCUGGAAACUGGUCCUGAGGUUUUUGCUGGCUGGAGAAGCAUGUUCUAGGAGGGAGAAGUCACAAGCAAUAGCAGGGCCAGGUCACAGCAUUGCUGUGACCUCAAAGGGUGCUGUUUACUCAUUUGGGUCUAACAGCUCAGGACAGCUGGGACAUGGCACAACAGAAGAGAAUUGGCGGCCUUGCCAAAUCAGAUCUCUGCAUGGCAUUCGUAUUAUCCAAGCAGCUGCUGGGGCUGGCCGGACAAUGCUGAUUAGUGAUGCUGGACAGGUCUAUGCCUUUGGAAAGGACUCAUUUGGGGAAGCUGAGUUUGGUGUUCAGGGAAGUGGACUGGUAACUAGCCCACAACUGGUCGAAUCUUUGAAAAACAUAUUUGUGGUGCAAGCUGCAAUUGGAAAUUUCUUUACAGCCAUAUUAUCAAGGGAAGGUAGGGUUUACACAUUUUCUUGGGGGAAUGAAAGCAAACUUGGUCACCAAACAGAUCCAAAUGAUUUGGAGCCGCAUCCUUUGUUGGGAGCGCUAGAGAAUACUCACGUGGUACAAAUUGCAGCUGGAUACUGCUACCUUCUUGCUUUGGCUAGUCGACCUAGUGGCAUGUCAGUAUACUCUGUUGGGUGUGGCUUGGGUGGGAAGCUUGGACACGGUGCAAGAACUGAUGAGAAGUACCCAAGGUUAAUUGAACAGUUUCAGACUUUAAAUCUUCAGCCUGUUGUGGUUGCAGCUGGUGCUUGGCAUGCUGCCGUGGUUGGGCAGGAUGGAAGGGUUUGCACUUGGGGUUGGGGCCGUUAUGGGUGCUUGGGCCAUGGUAAUGAAGAUUGUGAAUCAGUUCCUAAGGUAGUUGAAGCGUUGGGCACAGUAAAAGCUGUCCAUGUCUCUACUGGGGAUUAUACGACCUUUGUAGUUUCUGAUGAUGGUGACGUAUACUCGUUUGGGUGUGGUGAAUCAUCUAGUCUUGGACAUAAUACUGCAGCUGCUGAUGCACAGGGGAAUCAGAAUGUUUUAAGCCCAGAGAUAGUAGCAUCACUGAAACAGGUGAAUGAGAGGGUGGUACAAAUAAGCCUCACCAAUUCCCUAUACUGGAAUGCCCACACCUUCGCGCUCACAGAAUCUGGUAAGCUAUAUGCAUUUGGAGCGGGUGAUAAAGGACAGCUGGGCGUUCAGCUUGAUGCCAACCGGACAGAAAGGGGGAACCCGGAGCGUGUGGACAUUGAUCUCAGUUAGGCUUUUGAAGACUUUCCCCCUGCUUUCUAAUUUGUCAUCAUCCUAACCAUACUGCUCUGCAUUUGGUGUUUAUAUUUCCAUGUUUAUUCUGUACAUAGAAUGAAGAUUGUUAAUAAUCAAGCUAGGUAGUAAGGGUCUAAGCAAGUUAGAAAGAGAAAAAGAAGUUGCUGGUUUUUGCUUAGCCUCAAGCAGUAAAUAGUUGGUACAUUUUUUAAGAUUCAUAUUAAUAUAUCUAUAUAUGUGUUCAAUGGC